AUGUUCAGAAAUGCAGCGGCCAUCUAUUUGCACCUGGUGGGGCCCCUCCAGGGAAAGAAGUCUGGAGCUUCGCUCACCCGGUGUUUGCACCAGACUCUCACCAUGGCUAAACAGCUGCAGGCUCGAAGGCUGGACCGGAUCGAUUACAACCCGUGGGUGGAAUUUGCCAAACUGGCCAGCGAGGAGGCUGAUGUUGUAAAUCUGGGCCAAGGCUUCCCAGACUUCUCACCCCCAGAGUUCGCCGUGGAAGCCUUUCAGCACGCCGUCAGUGGGGACUUCAUGCUUAACCAGUACACGAAGGCAUUUGGUUACCCACCCCUGACGAAGAUUCUGGCCAGUUUCUUCGGGAAGUUGCUGGGACAGGAGAUAGACCCACUCAAGAACGUGCUGGUAACUGUGGGUGCCUACGGGGCCCUGUUCACAGCCUUCCAGGCCCUGGUGGAUGAAGGAGAUGAGGUUAUCAUCAUCGAGCCCUUUUUUGACUGUUAUGAGCCCAUGACAUUGAUGGCAGGGGGUCGCCCUGUGUUUGUGUCCCUGAAGCCGAGCCCCACCCAGAAGGGAGAACCAGAUUCCAGCAGCAACUGGCAGCUGGAUCCCACGGAGCUGGCCAGCAAGUUCACAUCUCGCACUAAAGCCUUCAUCCUCAACACACCCAACAACCCCCUGGGAAAGGUGUUCUCCAGGGAAGAGCUGGAGCUGGUGGCCAGCCUCUGCCAGCAGCAUGACGUUGUGUGCAUCACGGACGAGGUGUACCAGUGGUUGGUCUUCGAUGGGUUCCAGCACAUCAGCAUCGCCAGCCUCCCUGGCAUGUGGGAACGCACCCUGACCAUCGGUAGCGCUGGCAAGACCUUCAGUGUCACAGGCUGGAAGGUGGGCUGGGUCCUGGGCCCGGACAGCCUCAUGAAGCACCUGCGUACUGUGCACCAGAACUCCAUCUAUAGCUGUGCCACGCAGGGCCAGGCUGCAGUGGCUCAGAGCUUCGAGCGGGAGCAGGUGCACUUCGGCCAACCCAGCAGCUACUUUGUGCAGUUCCCACAGUACAUCCAGCGCUGCCGCGACCACAUGAUACAGAGCCUACAGUCCGUGGGCCUGCGGCCCGUGAUCCCCCAGGGCAGCUACUUCCUCAUCACAGACAUCUCGGACUUCAAAAACAAGAUGCCUGACUUGCCUGGAGCGGCAGAUGAGCCCUAUGACAGACGCUUCGUCAAGUGGAUGAUCAAGAAUAAGGGCUUGGUGGCCAUUCCAGUGUCCAUCUUCUUCAGCGUGCCCCACCAGAAGUUCUUUGACCACUAUAUCCGCUUCUGUUUCGUGAAGGAUGAAUCCACGCUCCGGGCCAUGGACCAGAAGCUGCAGAAGUGGAAGGCUGAGCUCACGCCCUGA
This is a messenger RNA of Rangifer tarandus platyrhynchus (Svalbard reindeer), 1380 nucleotides long. NCBI's taxonomy places the organism in Eukaryota, Metazoa, Chordata, Mammalia, Artiodactyla, Cervidae. The record is from the annotation of a GenBank genome assembly.